AUGUCCUUCGCUCUUUCGGAUAAAGAGCCUCAAAAUGCACCCACCGAGGUGGAUGGGAUAAACCUGGAAGAAAUUCGUGAAUUUGCAAAGAAUUUUAAGAUCCGGCGAUUGUCCCUUGGCUUGACGCAGACACAGGUUGGACAAGCACUGAGUGCUGCAGAGGGACCAGCAUACAGCCAGUCAGCUAUCUGCAGGUUUGAGAAAUUGGACAUCACUCCUAAAAGUGCACAGAAGAUCAAGCCAGUUCUAGAAAGAUGGCUGACAGAAGCAGAAAUACGACACCGUGCGGGCAUACAGAACCUCACUGAGUUCGUUGGUAGUGAACCUUCAAAGAAACGCAAACGACGCACAUCUUUCACACCACAGGCCCUGGAAAUCCUUAACGCCCACUUUGAGAAAAAUACACACCCCACAGGUCAGGAAAUGACAGAGAUAGCCGAGCAGCUGAACUACGACCGAGAGGUGGUUAGGGUGUGGUUCUGCAACAAGAGGCAGACUUUAAAAAACACCAUCAAGCGACUGCAGCAGAAUGACACGGCGGGAACAGGUUCAGUUGAACGAUUAUCGGACUCCACAGUAAACAUUGCUGGAACAGGCUGACCUACAGAAGACUCUUUCAAACAAAGUCAGGAUCAGCACAUGAGUUCGCCUAUGAUGCCUUCCAACUCCUUGUAUAGGCACACACACUUUGGACAAGGCACCAGAGGGAGUGGCUUUGUUCAGGCCUCAAGAUGGACUACUGCAAGUCCACUUUGAUUUUAAAUGCCCAGAGAAAAACAUCAUUGGGGAUAUAAGAGGUGUGGUGAGUGUGAUGUGAAACAAAAACUGUGAGUACAGUUGCCUUUUCCUGCUAAGUGAUUGAUGCAUUAAUAGCUGUUGGGAAAGUGUGGUCAGUAACUUAAUAAAGGGAGCAUAAUGUUUUGAGUUGUGUACAACUGGAAAAGAUUGAGGAAGAUAACAUGAGGAAAUGAGAACUGUCACAUAAAGCCUACAAAAAUAUAAUUUCCUUAAACAACAGGGUGGAGAAGAUAGUAAAAGUUUCUUAUUGUUGGUUUCAAGUGAGCACCUAUUUAUGCUCAUGAGAUCUCAUUCUUAGAGGUGGCGUAAGUAAUCAGUAGCAAAACAAUGAUUGAACGUAUGCAUUAAUUACUAAUGAACUAUAGUUAGUAGUUACAUUUCAUAUGUCUAUUCUAUUUAUACUGCAAGUAUAAAAAAAACUUUUCGAAGCAGAAACUCGUUUGUUUUUAAUGUUUUUUCAUUUGCGUUUUGGAAGGAUUUGUCAAAAUCUGGUAAACUUCUGUUCUGAUUUUAAAAAAAACAGAAAUUUUGCUGUAAAUCCUCAUUUAGGCCUCCACCUUUGAAGGAGAGUGAAACGACAAUUUAGAUUGACUUACUUCGGGCAGAGUCCUGAAUUUGAGGUGAACUGCUCUAACAGGUAUUGGGAGCUUGAUUGUCCAACUUCAAGAAAGCUGUAUAAGUACCUAGAGAAAACAAAUAACAAGUUGUGGAUAUGAGAAUUGUGGUGGGAUAUGAUCAUUUCUAAAUACAGAGAACAACCAGAUUGGCUUUUUUCUAAUCCCGUACAAAAAAUAUGGAGCAAAAUAUUGAUUCUGUGGAUUACCUGGAUAGAUGAUACUGCAUCAUAAUCUUCAUCUGUCAAUUCCAAAAAUCCCUGAAAAAGCAGGUUAAGAAAUCUGGUAAAUUGUUUUAACAUCUGUGUGUCUACGUGUAUACGCACAGAGACAUGUAACAUGACAAACACAGCGGAGUUUCUUCACACAUUGUAAACUCCAUGAUUUUAAUGUUCUUUCUGUCUUUGUUGUUGAUACUAAUUAGUUCCUCCAAAACAUUUUGAUUCCUUUCAUCAGUUGUGGAAGAUUUCUGAAAUAAUUAAAAUAUAUGAUUUGCAGUGAAACCUGUCGUUAUUAGUGGAAAGAAUACCACAGCUUUCUCAAAUAUGCUGCAAAAGAACUACAUUUAUAUUUUCAGUAAGAAAGAACUGAACCUUUAUAAAGUGUUGAUUGUGCUAAGGGAAAUCUCUUUGAACAAGAAGUUGGCAGCCAUGGAGCAUCAGUUUCACAGAGACAAACACUCCAGAGAUAUACAAUGUAACUCUAACUUGCUGCAAAUCCCAUCCUGUAAACUACAGGAGUUUUUUUUUUAAGAGCUGUGAAACUACCUGCAUCCAAGUCUGACUGGCAUGAACCUCUGAUGGUAAUUUCCUUCAGAUUUCAGUUCAAAUUCCAGAUGAUCAUAUUUCACCACAGCCAUAUUAACCUGACUGAAUGCAAUCUCUAAUGUGUUGAAAUUACGGAGCAAUGAAAUUUGUAAAAUGACAUUGUUUUUUUAAAAACCUGCUGCUCAGUAUUCUGAACAACUCAAAUAAAGCAAUGCAGUCAUCAGCAUUCAGUUCACCGUAUUGAAAACUGGCGUCUUUGAUUUGCUUCACCAUCCCACUCCAUUUUUGUAUUUACUGAAAAUUGUAAGUAGUUUAAAAUAUACUAGAGAUAAGAUGAAAUGGAUGAUUAUUUUUUAAAAGUGACUCCCUGACAUGAAAGGGUGCAAUAAGUUCAUGAUCUCUUAAUGAUUAAUUGUAGUGUUUUUUUCUUUGUCGCUGAGUUUAAAUUCUAAAGAUUGUAAUUAGUAGUCAAAGAAAUCAGUAACGGAAAAGUUCCCCAGGUCUGCAAGCAAUAUAUAAUUGUGAAUAAUGGUCUGUUACUAAUUAUUUGUGGAUAGAAGCUGAAAGAAUAAUAAAGCAUUAU
Messenger RNA from Rhincodon typus (whale shark), 2762 nucleotides. RefSeq names its product POU domain, class 6, transcription factor 2-like. The record is from RefSeq and is a predicted model, not a curated record. Lineage: Eukaryota; Metazoa; Chordata; Chondrichthyes; Orectolobiformes; Rhincodontidae. Gene Ontology annotation, molecular function: RNA polymerase II cis-regulatory region sequence-specific DNA binding; DNA-binding transcription factor activity, RNA polymerase II-specific. The transcript has 4 exons. Bases 1 to 600 code for a protein of 199 amino acids. Gene Ontology annotation, biological process: regulation of transcription by RNA polymerase II.